Adelges cooleyi (spruce gall adelgid) is the source of this 1549-nucleotide messenger RNA. Its product is annotated as gamma-glutamyl hydrolase B-like. Gene Ontology annotation, cellular component: vacuole. Gene Ontology annotation, molecular function: gamma-glutamyl-peptidase activity. Gene Ontology annotation, biological process: tetrahydrofolylpolyglutamate metabolic process. The coding region runs from base 181 to 1182 and encodes 333 amino acids. The record is from RefSeq and is a predicted model, not a curated record. NCBI's taxonomy places the organism in Eukaryota, Metazoa, Arthropoda, Insecta, Hemiptera, Adelgidae. The transcript is spliced from 5 exons.
UAGGCCUAUCUGUUUAGUUCAAUGCCAAAGACACUGUAUUGGGAUCUAUAAAAAAUAGUUAACGCGCAGUUUUGACAGGCCUACGUACACUUGUUUUUUGUAUAUUGUAAUACGCCGCUGGUAUUAUUAUUAUUGUUUUAUACACAUUUUAGACGUAAAAAAAAUAGACGCUUCUUAAUAAUGACGUGUUUGACGACUGUUUUUCGGGCAAUUGUUCUAUUAUCUGCAUUGCAAUUAUUAUCGUCGCAAAAGAAUGGCAACGACCAGCCGAUAGUCGGAAUUUUGACUCAAGAAAUCAAAUGGUCAGUAUUAAGUAAAAGCUACCCUGAAUUACCACUUAGCACGACUUACAUAGCUUCUUCGUACAUUAAGUCUGUGGAAGCCUCAGGAGGUCGAGUGAUUCCGGUUUUCACCAAUAAGUCACUAAUGUAUUAUACCGAAGUAGUAAUGCAAGUUAAUGGAAUUUUAAUACCAGGUGGAAGUGCCGAUGAAACUUUUGAUUAUGGGAUAGGCAAAUCAGUGGAUAUGAUUUUCAAAAUAGCAAAGACUAUAAAUACCGCUGGCGAUUACUUUCCUAUUCUAGGCAUUUGCCAAGGAUUUCAACUUCUCUUACUAAGUUCAAAUAAUGGAGCAUCACCGCUAACAAAGUGUCGAUGUAACAACCUCAAUACGCCAUUGAAUCUAAUUUCAGACAUGGAAGCUAAAAGUGUUUUAUUUCAAACUAUGCCAAACAAUAUUAAAGAUAUAUUGCUGUCUGAACCGGUUACAGCAAAUCAUCACGAUUGGUGUAUGACGAGAAAAAACUUGACUUCUACAGGUUUAGAUUCAUUUUGGAAUGCAAUAACAAUAAAUAAUGAUAAAGAUGGUCUCGAAUUUAUUUCCACGAUAGAAAGCAUACAAUAUCCAUUCAUAGGAUUACAGUUUCACCCAGAAAAAAAUGCCUAUGAAUGGGAACUAGAUGAUCCGCACAACUGGGAGGCUAUUAUCACAGCACGAUACUUUUAUGAUUUCUUUUUAAACAAAUGUCGUAAAAGUAAACAUAAAUAUAUUAGCAAAAAAAAGCUGAAAAGAGAUUUAAUAUAUAAUUACCAAGAAACAUAUGUUGGAAAUGUUACAAAUGCUAUUUUCGAACAAGCAUACUUUUUUAGUGACAGUACAAUAAACAAUUACUUGGAAACAUGAUCUCUUGACACCUAUUUCAACAUUUUAUUCUUCACUUGAUUAUGUUAAAAAAUCAUUAAGUCCUUGAUCAAAGCUACAUAUCCACAUACCAGAGAACAAAUGAAUCCUUGAUAUGCACUUCGGUGGCAUAGGAGGUGUUGUAUAAUUAUCAAAUUGAGCAAUUGUAAUGGCUAUGCCGUAAACAAAUGUGUAGGUAUUUAAUAAAAAAUAAUUGUCCCAUGAUAAAACCGAAUCCGCUAAGUGCGGUGAUUCCAAAGUUUUAAAUCACCAUUGAGGUAAAUAAAAAUUGUUUAGAACUAUAAUUAUUCAAAUACAUUUAACUUUUAAAUUAAGUUGUUCUGGGUAACCCAUUUUUUUAAAUUAUGUU